This is a messenger RNA of Pseudoliparis swirei, 2649 nucleotides long. It is a transcript of the gene poln, whose product is annotated as polymerase (DNA directed) nu. Lineage: Eukaryota; Metazoa; Chordata; Actinopteri; Perciformes; Liparidae. The transcript has 22 exons. Bases 1 to 2220 code for a protein of 739 amino acids. Gene Ontology annotation, biological process: double-strand break repair; DNA-templated DNA replication. Gene Ontology annotation, molecular function: DNA binding; DNA-directed DNA polymerase activity. The record is from RefSeq and is a predicted model, not a curated record.
AUGUCGGGGAUGCACGAAGACUCGUGUGCCCCGGAGCAAACUCGACAAAUCCGGCAGAGAGCUAGGAACGCUUCCAAACAGACCGCAUCGGCCGUCACUGGCAAACCACGUAAGCACAAGCAGGCCAAAUGUGGGCCCGGCCAGGAGAUAAAUGGGCCAGAGCUAUUUCGUGAAGCGGCGGACGGCAAUGAGCUCCAGAACCAAUCUAAAGCCGGCUGUCUGACUGCUACCCUGACCUCUGACCCCAGAGUGAGGGAUUCGUGGAAGAUGAACCCAGACGAGAAAAUGCAAAUGCUCGAGAGGGCGGGGAAGACCAAGGCGCUGGUGCUCACCUUGGUGUACCGAGAUGGAACCACUCAGUUGGACCCAGAACAGAAGCUCACUCCAGAAGUGUGUGGCCUCCUCGUACUGAUGAAGAACAAGCUGGACCGCAGCGCACCAGAGGACUCGCUGGAGCCAAACGACUGUCUGGUCUACUUGAAACUGGAACACACACCUGCGUGGGCCCAGCAACACACACACCAAAGCCAGGAGCUCUUUACCAAAGAUAUGCUGCUGCUGGUGCUAUCGAGCUCUCAACCGGCGGUGUGCUACAAAGCCAAGGAUUUACUUUGUACAGCUCUGCAAUUUUACCGACCAGAGCUCAGCUGGAAACAAGUGGCAGGCUGUCGUAUCCAUGACCCGCAGGUGUCGGGGUGGCUACUGGAUCCUGCAAAUCCCUCCUCCUGCUACCCGGAGCUUCUCAGCAGACACAGCAAAAGGCCCCGUACGAUACCGGCCAUGGGAACCAAGAAGGUGUCUCAGGUCAUCUCAGGUCUCUAUUCGCUGUACUGGCUCAACAUGGAGCUAUGCUUUAAACUACAGAGCCAAGGGCUGUGGCGGCUGUACUCGGACAUGGAGCUGAACAUGAUCUCUGUUCUGGCAGCCAUGGAGAGCCAUCGCAUCCACGUGGACAAAGAAGCUCUUAAGAGAACGUCAGAGCUGCUGGGGACCAAGAUGAAGCAGUUGGAGCAGGACGCCCACCGAGCAGCAGGACAGAUCUUCUUGGUCACCAGCAGCACUCAACUACGAACAGUCCUGUUUGAGAAGCUGUGCCUCCAUGAGCGCUGCGAGAACAAGAAACUUCCCAAGACCGUCAAUAAACAACAGCAGUCAACAUCAGAAGCUGCAUUGUUGCAGCUUCAGGACCUGCACCCGCUGCCAAAGAUCAUCCUCGAGUACAGACAGGUCCACAAAAUCAAGUCCACUUUUGUCGAUGGGAUUCUCUCAUGCAUGGCGAGCAAGAACUCUGUUUCCUCGACAUGGAACCAGACAAGUGCUGUGACGGGGAGAAUCUCAGCCAAGCACCCAAACUUCCAGGCGUUGCCGAGACAGCCGCUUCAAAUCACCAAGAAGCAGUACGUCCAAGGAAAGGAGGAGGAGGUGGUGACUGUUCAUCCUCGGGCGAUGUUCAUCCCUCAUGAUGGAUGGACUUUUCUCUCUGCAGACUUCUGCCAGGUGGAGCUCCGUCUGCUUGCUCACCUUUCCUCUGACCCUGAGCUGCUCCGCAUUUUCAUCAACCCACAGGUGGACGUCUUUACCAUGUUGGCCUCUCAGUGGAAGGGGGUGAGUGAAGGCGAGGUGACUUCAGAGGAUCGGGAACACGCCAAACGCAUCGUCUACUCUGUGGUGUACGGGGCAGGUCGUGAGCGUCUGUCCGGGAUCCUCGGGGUGAGUGCUGAGCAGGCCAGCCGAUUCCAGGACAGCUUCCUGCAGACCUACAAAGAGGUCCAGACUUUCAUCCAGAGGACCAUCCAGCAGUGCCACAAGCAAGGUUAUGUUCUCUCCAUCAUGGGGCGUCGACGCAGCCUCCCGAACAUCAACUCACCCGACUGGGGCCUCCGCAUGCAGGCGGAGAGGCAGGCAGUCAACUUUGUGGUCCAAGGUUCUGCUGCUGACCUCUGUAAGAUGGCAAUGAUCAAAAUCUUCAACCUGGUCUCCUCCUCCAGCUCGCUCUCCGCCAGGCUGGUGGCACAACUCCACGAUGAGCUGCUGUACGAGGUGGAGGACUCCCAGGUGGAGCAGUUUGCAGGUCUGGUGAGGAGCACCAUGGAGUCCCUUCAGCACAUCGACCAUCUCGGAGUCCAUCUGAAGGUCCCCCUGAGGGUGGCGGUCUCCAGUGGAAAGUCUUGGGGAUCCAUGUCGGACCUUAAUCCCCCGACAGUGUCUCCCUCUCAUUGAGUCCUUCCUCCCCCUUCACCGCCUCUCUUUACUUUUCUCUCUCUCUCCUCCCUCUUGGUGUGUUCUGCCUCUUCUCGCUUGUUCCCUCUUAUAUUCUCUCUUUUUUUUCCCGCUCAAUCCAUCUCUCUCUCUGCCGUUCUCUUCGCUUGUCCUGCAUCCACAUUGCCAUGGAAACCAGGCAGCUGCAGCUUCUUGCUUUCACUCCAUCCGUAUCCGGGGGCAACGGCAGGAGCCACAGACGAGAUUGCUUUACUCCAUCCUGAAUAAAAAGAAGAAGAUUCCUCGUCGUCCACCUCCGUUUUCACACUCUCUUGUUCAACACAGUGUUCUCUCUGCCUUGUUGCCAAGGUGAAGCUCCACAUUUAAGAAAUUGAGUGUAUGAUAUUUGUUGGUUCAUAAAAUGGGCUCUUUGAAUGACCUCUAACAAAG